AUGUGUCACUGGAGCAGGAGCUGGAGCUGCUGGCAGAUGCUCAUCCUGGCCACCGUAUGGUCUGUGAUGGCAGUGGAGGCCAUUCCCAACGAUGUUUAUCUGAAGAUGUUCCCCAUGCAACCGCCGGUGGCGGAGGAUCCCUGCUACGACAAGUCGCGCCAGCCGCGGAUCUGCAUCCCCGAUUUCGUGAAUGCCGCCUAUGAUGCACCCGUGGAAGCCAGCAGCACGUGUGGGGCCGAGCAGCCGCAGCGGUACUGCGAGCACGGAGCAGGGGCGGACAGGGAGAUGCAGUGCCACACGUGCGAUGCGGCCAAUCCGCAGCGCAGCUUCCCGCCGCGCGCCCUCACGGAUCUGAACAACUCCAACAAUGUGACCUGCUGGCGAUCGGCUCCUGUGCUACCCGGAGGGGCUGGCGGUGCUGGCGGUGCUGGCGGUGCUGGCGGCGCUGGCGGUGACAACGUGACCUUGACCCUCUCUCUGGGGAAGCGGUACGAGCUGACGUACGUGAGCCUGCAGUUCUGCCCGCGGGCACCGCGUCCCGACUCCCUGGUGAUCUACAAGAGCUCCGACUAUGGCAGCAGCUGGGAGCCCUUCCAGUACUACAGCUCGCAGUGCUGGCGCCUCUUCGGGCGCUCCAGCCGCAUGGCCGUGAGCAAGCACAACGAGCAGGAGGUGCGCUGCAGCGAUCCCCAUCGCCAGGGGCAGGGCCGCAACGAGGGUCUCGCCUCGCGGAUCGCCUUCAGCACGCUGGAGGGUCGCCCCUCCGCCCGCGAUCUGGACUCCUCGACGGUGCUGCAGCACUGGGUGACGGCCACCGACAUACGCAUCGUGUUCCACCGCCUGCAGCAGCCCGAUCCGCAGGCCCUCAUCUCCAUCGACUCUCCGCCGUCGGACCUGCGAAGCGCCAAGUACAGCGUGCAACUCAACAGCCCAGCGGGCAACAACAUUGAUUCCUCCCCCGCCGUAUCCACGGUAUCCGUGUCGGGGGCCGCGGCCGCUGCCGCUGCCACUGGCCUCCACUAUGCCGUCUCCGACUUCUCCGUGGGCGGGCGUUGCAAGUGCAACGGCCACGCCUCCAAAUGCUCGCCGGAUGCCAACGGGCAACUGAGCUGCGAAUGCAGCCACAAUACCGCAGGAAGGGACUGCGAGCGUUGCAAGCCCUUCUACUACGACCGUCCCUGGGGCAGGGCCACGGCCCGCGAUGCCAACGAAUGCAAAAUGUGCAACUGCAACAACCAUGCGCGACAGUGCCGCUUCAAUAUGGAAAUCUUUCGCGCCUCCCAGGGCGUCUCCGGUGGCGUCUGCCAGAACUGUCGGCACUCGACCAUGGGACGGAAUUGCCACCUGUGCAAAGAGGGCUAUUACAGGGACCCCACCAAGCCGCUCCAUCACCGCAAGGUGUGCAAAGCCUGCGAGUGCCAUCCGAUCGGUUCGUCUGGUAAGAUCUGCAACAGCACCAGCGGUCAAUGUCCCUGCAAGGACGGAGUCACCGGACUGACCUGCAACCGAUGUGCGCGUGGCUAUCAACAGAGUCGCUCCCACAUUGCCCCAUGCAUAAAGCAACCUCCGCGCAUGAUCAACAUGUUGGACACACAGAAUACCGCACCGGAACCGGAUGAUGCCUCUCCAGACGUUGCCAAUAAUCGUGGCGGCGCCUCCGCGGCGGCGGCCGCCCAGUCCCCAUACUACCGCACCGAGGGCGGCAGGGGUAAAAUGCGGCAAAUGCAAAGUAAGCACCAAAAGGUUAAAUCUCAACAAGUUCUGCAAAAGAGACUACGCAAUAAUGGCCAAAGUAAUUGGUCGCGAUACGAGCAGCGAGGCGGCCAGCAGGGAGCAGGCGCAUCGACGCGCAAUGGAUCCCGCGGACGUGGACUACGAAAUGGAUCAGGAUCCGGGGGCGGGGGCGGGGGCGAGACGGUACGGUACGAUCUGCAAAUCCAGGCCGUAUUCAAGCGCACCAAAUCAGGCCCCGGGAGCAGCAGCGGGGGGAUCGGCGCAUAUGGAAUGCCGAAUACAAUGCUAAAACGAGGUCCUAUGACCUGGAUCAUACCGAUUAAGAAUCUCGAGUGUCGCUGCCCCAAGAUCAGAGUAAACAGAUCCUAUUUGAUCUUGGGACGGGAUUCGGAGGCGCCACCAGGGUAUCUGGGCAUUGGGCCGCACUCGAUAGUUAUCGAAUGGAAGGAGGACUGGUAUCGGCGCAUGAAGCGUCUGCAGAGGAGAGCGCGCACCUGUGCGUAAUCCGUAAUCCCUUCCAAGCCAAGCCAAGCCAAGCCAAGCCAUCUAUAAACCAUCUAAAAGCCAUCUCUGUUUUGUGUCCCUAUCUUGUCCUUUCCCCAUGUGUAGAUUCUAGAGCUACGUUUAAGAAAUGAAAGGAAAGAGCAGCACCAGCAGCCGCAGCAGAACGGUAAUCAAAUUGAACGAAUAUCAAAUCUAUUAUUGUUUUUUUUUUUUGAUGAUCAAAACCAGAUUUUGUAGCAGUUUAAGAUCAAAUUAGCAAUAUUUAAUUUAUUUAAUUGUUAUGAAACACAAUCCGAGCAACACACACACGAAAGUAUCUAUAUGUAUAUGUAAUCUAUGUAAUCUAUAUACCUUAUACGAUUUGUAUUAUUUUUUGGUAAGAUAUAAGAUACCUGUCAGCCCAGUCUAAGCAUUUGUGAACAAUUAAUGGAGCAAAAUAAGUUUCGACAAGUGAAUGGAACACGUAUAAGCAAUAAUUUAUAAUUUAAGAAUUACUUCGAUGCAUGUCCAAGCUAUGUCCCAGGAAGAUCGCGAAAUUUGUGAGAGCAUCUGGAUGGGAUAAUUGCUGACAGGAAGUCUCACAACGCAG
Molecule: messenger RNA, 2827 nt
Organism: Drosophila persimilis
Lineage: Eukaryota; Metazoa; Arthropoda; Insecta; Diptera; Drosophilidae
Gene: NetA
Product: netrin-A
Exons: 8
Coding region: 1-2238 (745 amino acids)
Molecular function (GO): protein binding
Source: RefSeq, a predicted model, not a curated record